This is a messenger RNA of Columba livia (rock pigeon), 3245 nucleotides long. It is a transcript of the gene TMEM72, whose product is annotated as transmembrane protein 72. The record is from RefSeq and is a predicted model, not a curated record. The coding region runs from base 487 to 1296 and encodes 269 amino acids. The transcript has 5 exons. NCBI's taxonomy places the organism in Eukaryota, Metazoa, Chordata, Aves, Columbiformes, Columbidae.
GCCAUCCUCACAAAUGGUUAACCUGCCGGGAGCUGCACAGCACUAAUGACUUCACAUGCAUUUAAUCAGCUUGGGCUUCCAGAGCCUCCUCCUCCUCAGGAGCAGGAAAGGCCGUGUACCCCGGGUGCAAAUGCUGCCAAAGCCGCACCCCCCCCUUACCAAUCAUUAAUCACCCCUGGGCCAGCAACAUGAGCAAGUGGCAAGCAAGCAGGAAAGGGCCAAGUCCCCGCAGCUCCUGCAGGAACAGUGAGAAGCGGUGCUGACCGGUUCCCUGUGGUGGCAGCUUGCUCUUCGACCACCCUCCCUUGGGAGGCCUCGUUGGAGGUGACCAGUCCUGCAGGCACUUCUCUUUCCUUCAGGAAGGUCACUUGGUCCUGGGCGCAGGAGGCUUUGCCUGUGGCUGGGAGACACUGGGCUACGUAUGAGACAGGAGAUUUGAAGAGGGAGCUUCUGCCUUGUCAGCAUCACAGUCUUCAUCUCUUCACCAUGCAGCACAAGGCACUUUGGAGUGCCCUGGAGUACACUUGUCGGUUGCUGGGCAUCUCCACCGCAGCAGUGCUGAUCGGUGUGGGAGUAGAAACUCUGCAGCGAGGACAGUUCAAAAGCCUGGCUUUCUAUCUGCUUUUUUCAGGGGUUGCAGUUACUGUCUGUGAAGGCUUCUUCUUUAUCAGUUUGUUCCUGGAGAUGUGUUUCACAUAUGAGCCUGACUCCCUGGCACAGACCUGCUGGAAGCAAGCUAGAUGCCCAGGGAGCUUCCAGAAAUUCCUGGGGUACACUCUACUCUCAGUGGCUUGCUUCCUGCAUCCUGUCCUUGUCUGGCAUGUCACCAUCCCUGGGUCCAUGCUGGUGCUCACUGCCCUGGCCUACUUCUUGCUGAGCAAGAGGAGGAAGAGCCCAGGACACAAAGAAACACAUCCCCAGGUGGGCCAGUACGUGGACCCUUUAGCCACCAUGGCAGCCCCAACCAUCGCUGGUGACACUGAGCAGACCUACACCUUCCGUGCAGCCCAGAGGGAGCAGCAUCGCUCACUGCUGGGCCACAUGAAGAGCAUCAUGAAGGGCAGCAAGAACAGGAGCCCAGCCCCAGCAGCUCCUGCCGAACUAGUGGCCCCACCAGCCCCACGCAAGCAAGUGCACUUCCAGGAGAAGGUGGUUCAGAUCAUCCCCUCUGUCAGCGAGAGCUUGGAGGAUGUGGAGAGCGAGGCUGAAGAGACCACAUCGGACACAACACCCAUCCUCAUGCCACCUGAUGCCCCCGUCAUCCUCACACCUCUCAGUUCCACUGGCCUCUUUUGAGCCCUCAGCAGGAACAAGGACAGGGCAGACUUGCUACCCCUGCCACUGGCAUCUCUCCCUGACACUCUAGCAGCCCAGGAGGUGCCCCUCCUUGCCCUCCCUGCCUCCAGGGUGACAACUGUGUCAUCUCCAUUUCAAGGAGCUGCCCACACUACUACAUGGUCCCACACCUUGUGACAGGGACAAUGGCGGUCCCCAGCUCCUGCAGUGCCGUGCCCAGGGUACAGGUGGUUUUUCAGCCGUGGCCUCAUGUGUGGGUCAUCCCUCUGUUAUGACACUACACAUCACUGUAGCUGCUCCUGCCUAACAUCACAACUGCAGUUUGUGCCUCCCAGGAGGAAGCUGCAGUCAGGAGGAGGUGGGGACCACCAUCCACCCUGAGCAGCCUUUGCUACAGGCAGUUGUCUCCCUCCUGCCCUUGCUGUGCAUGGAAGUGCUCACAGCUGGGACAGACACAUCUAGUCCAUGGCACUGCAGCCUGCAGGUUCCCUCUCAGCAUCUGCACUGCCAGCAGCAGUCCCAGAGCAUCCAAAAUGUCAUUCUGGAGGUGUGCUGAGACCAAGCACACCCCUGGGGAUAGCACCUGAUAAGUGCCCUCUCCUGAGACAUGCUUCAAGCCCAGCAGGGAAAUGACCUCUGACCAUGGGGAGACCUAUGCAGGAGCAGGGAGGAGCCUGGGGCUUCCUAAUGUUCCCUGCCUGGACAGCCCUCUUGAGCUGAUACGGCUUUGGGAUGAUAUAGCAGCUCAGGUCAUGAGAUUCAGCACCGAGUCGGCACAGAAGACCUUGUAUAACUCCCUAUGUGCGUUAAUUAUAGGCCCCAGAGGGCAAAGGCAAUAAUAAAGUUACAAUGUUGUCCAUGUUGUUCCACCAGUCCCCUCCAUGACAGCUCUUCCCUGAAACCUUCACCUCUGGCUUAAUACUAUUGUAUAUUCUGCCCUUUGAGGGCCGUUCACCUAUAACCAGGCAUUUUUCUUCUACACAACUCAUCCCCUUGGCUCUCACCUGCCUGAGGACUAAGACUUUCUGCUUCCAGAUGGCAAAUGCCAUCUGUGCCUGCAGAUACCAUCACGAAGACCUGUCACAUCAGCAUCAGGCAACUCUUCUGCUGCCCAUGGGAAAGCACUCAGGUGACUGUUUUUUUUCAGACAUGGGCCAUGAGGCCACGCUGUCACUGCUGCUGGGAUAAAGAGUUGUAACUGCUCUGAGUCCAGACACAAAGCUUUGGGGUAAGAUGCUGAUAAGGAGAGAAGUUCCCUGUGAGACCUUGCUUAGACUAUUUUUAAGGCAGAAGUCAGUGAGGCUGGCUGUUUUCCUUGGAAAUACAUUAGUUCUUCUUUUCAAAACCUCAGCUCUCUGAGUCAGAAUUAACAUGUUCAUUCAAGAAAACGAUGUAGUUUGAAGUGUGAAAAUCUGAAGUGUAAGUGUUCUAAUAUCAGAAAGAGACUGAGAUAAGAACAUAAUGCUACUUUUAAAUUAAAUCUUUCAAAGUGACUCCUGAUUUGGGAGAUGGAUGGGGAAGAAGUAACAAGAUACUGACUCACAAUAUUUGGUAGCCUGUAUUUCAUAAUGAAACUCUCUCCACAAAAGCAAUUUAUGAAUGGUUGCACACACUUGUCAUUCCUACAACCAGACAUGAACCAAAAGCUUUUUGUUGCAUCACCAACAUUUAAAAUGAUAGCUGGUAUCAAUCUGCUCUAAACACAAUACACCUAUCAGAGACCUUCUCCUUCUGGCUGCACAAAUUAACUCUCCACCCCAUACUUGCAUGCUAGGGAACAGUCAUACACACAUCUGCCUUUAGGGACAUUUCACACAGAAAAUUGUGCCCAUCUAUAGCCUAACACUGCAUGACUGUAGCAGCAAGCCCAGGAUCCAUCCACAGCUCUACCUUCAAUCUUGUGUAUUCAUCACAUUAAGAAAGAAAAAUAAAGCUAUUUUCUCCUCAAA